ACGACUGGUCAACAAAGGCACGUGAUUCCAGAACGCUCUCCCAUAUUUGGCCGCAUACCUGGCAAAGUACAGUAGGGGCUUCAUUGCUUAUAAUUCAUGAUUGCAUCCAUAAAUCGUGCAAGCACACAGGAUUAUAGCGACAAAGAUCUACAAAUCGAGGCUUUAAAAAUCCAAGCAAAUGAGCUCUUACUUUGUAAACUCGUUCUCAGGGCGCUAUCCAAAUGGCUCCGACUAUCAGUUACUAAAUUAUGGGACUAACGGCGCUGUGAGCGGCUCCUUCAGAGACCCUGGCACCAUGCACUCCGGGUCUUUCGGCUACAACUACAAUGGCAUGGACCUAACCGUGAACCGCACCAACACCGGCAGCCAGCAGCACUUCCCGGCGGUGCGCGAGGACGCCCGGGGGUUCGGCCAGGACGCCCGUUACAGCAGACAGACUCCCAACUGCUCGCUCGCCUCUCCAGAUCCGGUGCCGCAGCCGUCGUGCGCCACAGCCAGCCGGGAUCCGCUGGACCAACUCAAGAGCCCCUCUCCUCCCUCCUCUGACCGGAGCGCGACCUCGAGCGGAGGCAACAACAACCUCAAACAAAGCACGAGCGCUCAUUUCACGGAGAUAGAGGACGCCACGGUCGCUUCAGAGACCGAGGAGGGCGCGCACAGCAGCGGCGGAUCCGGCUCUGCUGCUUCCCGGGCGCAGCAGCAGCAGCAGCAGCAGCAACAGCAGCAACAGCACCAGGACCCCAAUGCCACCUCCUCAACCCCUACAUCAAAUGAUUGCCAAACACCACAAAUAUUCCCCUGGAUGAGGAAGCUGCACAUAAGCCAUGAUAUGACCGGACCUGAUGGGAAAAGGGCCCGAACUGCGUACACCCGGUACCAGACUCUAGAGCUGGAGAAAGAGUUUCACUUCAAUAGGUACCUAACCAGACGGCGGAGGAUAGAGAUAGCCCACGCCCUGUGUCUUUCCGAAAGACAGAUCAAAAUCUGGUUUCAGAACCGCAGGAUGAAGUGGAAGAAGGACAAUAAACUGAAAAGCAUGAGCCUGGUGACAGGAGGGAGCGCCUUCCACAACUGAAUCACUUUUUGUUUUUGUUUUUGGAGGGAGUCAAAAUAAAAAAUCAUAAAGAAAAAAACCCAUAAAAAGAAUCCAUGAGUACUGUAAAGCUAUUAAAGCGCAGCACCUUCCUUCCAGCAUGCUAUUGUGAUAGAAGAAGAAGAAGUAUUCUGUGGUGUUAAAAUGCCAUUUUUUUUAGUUCCUGUUGUUGUAGCUUAUAGUUGUCCUAUUUGGAGAAAAAAAAGAUGUAAAUAUUACCUGUGAGGGUGGAGGGGGGGUGUUCAUUAAUGAAUUGUCCUUUUUGCUCUCUCUGUCUCUCUUGAAGGUGUUUCAACUCUCAGCUCUUUAUUGUGACUCUCUCGGUCUAACAGGAGUAAAUUCAUUGUACAGUUCUAGAUAUAAAAAAAAGAAGAAAAAAAAAGGAAGACAAAGUUUCCAAAACCAUAUGCUGCUCUUCAUUGAAUGUACCUGAUGUAUUCCGGGGGCCAUUAAAGCGCUUUAGUGUAACUUUUGAUGCUCUUUUUGAUCUCGUGGCCAGAUCCAUUCAAAACUUUCAGAAACAAGCCAGGUGUUGUAGCUCGAUAGGAUAUUUUGUGCAUCUGUUAUUAUUAUGAUUAUUAUUAUUAUUGUUUAGGUCUAAUUAUGAGCAAUGCAAAUGUAUUCAACCUGUCAAUGUGAUCAGUUUUUAGUGCAAAGGGUUAUUCUGUGCAUAGGCAGUGAUGUAAGCUUUCUUCGCCAAUAAGCUUUUUGUAUUUGUAAGUGAACUCAU
Molecule: messenger RNA, 1823 nt
Organism: Notolabrus celidotus (New Zealand spotty)
Lineage: Eukaryota; Metazoa; Chordata; Actinopteri; Labriformes; Labridae
Gene: hoxb5b
Product: homeobox B5b
Exons: 2
Coding region: 179-1075 (298 amino acids)
Biological process (GO): anterior/posterior pattern specification; regulation of transcription by RNA polymerase II
Cellular component (GO): nucleus
Molecular function (GO): DNA-binding transcription factor activity, RNA polymerase II-specific; RNA polymerase II cis-regulatory region sequence-specific DNA binding
Source: RefSeq, a predicted model, not a curated record